Conger conger (European conger) is the source of this 4090-nucleotide messenger RNA. RefSeq names its product multiple EGF-like-domains 10 (gene megf10). Gene Ontology annotation, molecular function: protein binding. The record is from RefSeq and is a predicted model, not a curated record. Lineage: Eukaryota; Metazoa; Chordata; Actinopteri; Anguilliformes; Congridae. Gene Ontology annotation, cellular component: membrane.
CCUGCUGUUGCCUUGAUUUUCUUGUCUUUUUUUCAUUUUAUUUUUUUACUCGCGAGCAGCGCUUUCGAUAGCGCAUCCAAUGGUCUUCGGAAGGACGCAGCUGUUUUUAUAGAAUAGGUGGAGCUCUGAGAUGCCGCCCCUCCUGCAGCCCCAUGGGGCCCUGCUCCUCCCGCUGAUGCUCUACCUGCUGGGGGGCGCGACCGCCCUCAACCUGGAGGACCCCAACGUCUGCAGCCACUGGGAGAGCUAUUCGGUGACGGUGCAGGAGUCCUACGCCCACCCCUUCGACCAGAUCUACUACACCAGCUGUGCAGACAUCCUCAACUGGUUCAAGUGCACGCGGCACAGGGUGAGCUACCGCACGGCGUACCGCCGCGGGGAGAAGACCAUGUACCGCCGCAAGUCCCAGUGCUGCCCCGGCUUCUACGAGAGCGGAGAGACGUGCGCCCCGCACUGCGCGGAGAAGUGUGUUCACGGCCGCUGUGUGGCCCCCGGCUCCUGCCAGUGUGAGCCGGGCUGGGGGGGCCCCGACUGCUCCAGCGCUUGCGACAGCAGCCACUGGGGCCCCCACUGCAGCAGCCGGUGCCAGUGUAAGAACGGGGCGCUGUGUAACCCCAUCACGGGGGCGUGCCUGUGCCAGCCGGGGUACCGGGGCUGGCGGUGUGAGGAGGCCUGCGGGGCGGGGUCCUACGGCCACAGCUGCCAGCAGCGCUGCCAGUGCCAGAACGGAGCGGCCUGCCACCACGCCACCGGGGAGUGCCGCUGUGAGCCCGGCUACACCGGGGCCUUCUGUGAGGAGCGCUGCCCCCCAGGGAAGCAUGGGCAGCAGUGUGAGGAGCGCUGCCCCUGCCAGAACGGGGGAGUCUGCCACCACGUCACCGGGGACUGCACCUGCCCCCCCGGCUGGAUGGGCACAGUGUGUGGACAGCCCUGUCCUGAGGGCCGUUUUGGGAGGAACUGCUCCCAGGAGUGCCAGUGCCACAACGGGGGCACCUGUGUGUCCUCAACGGGCCAGUGCCUGUGCAGCCCGGGGUACACCGGAGAGAGGUGCCAGGACGAGUGCCCGGUCGGCACGUUUGGCGUGGGCUGUGGCCAGACGUGUCGCUGUCAGAACGGCGCCAAGUGCUACCACAUCAGCGGGGCGUGUGUGUGUGAGCCUGGCCACACCGGGGAGUUCUGCGAGGUCCGACUCUGUCCCGAGGGCUCCUACGGCCGGCGCUGUGAACGGAGCUGCCCCUGCCGCGCCCAGAACACGCACAGCUGCCACCCCAUGUCGGGGGAGUGUUCCUGCCGACCCGGCUGGUCGGGGCUGUACUGUAAUGAGACCUGCGCCCCGGGGUUUUUCGGGGAGUCCUGCCAGCAGGUGUGCCGGUGUCAGAACGGGGCGGACUGCCGCAGCGUGAGCGGGGAGUGCGUCUGCGCCCCGGGGUUCAAGGGCCCUGACUGCUCCACGCCCUGCCCCGGCGGGACCUACGGGGCCAACUGCUCCUCCCCCUGCGGCUGUAAGAACGGAGCCGUCUGCUCACCUGUGGACGGAGCCUGCACCUGCAGAGCAGGGUGGUACGGGGUAGAUUGCUCCAUUAAUUGCCCCAGUGGUACCUGGGGGCUGGGCUGUAACCUCACCUGUCAGUGUGGGAACGGGGGGGCCUGCAACGCCCUCAACGGCCACUGCACCUGUGCACCCGGGUGGAGAGGAGAGAAGUGUGAACUGCACUGCCAGGACGGGACCUAUGGUAUGGACUGCAGGGAGAGGUGUGACUGUAGCCAUGCCGACGGCUGCCACCCUGCCACAGGCUUCUGCCGCUGUCUACCUGGCUGGACAGGUAUCCACUGUGACAGUGUGUGUGCAGAGGGACGUUGGGGUCCUAACUGCUCUCUCCCGUGUGACUGUAAGAACGGGGCGUCCUGCUCGCCUGACGAGGGCACCUGUGAGUGUGCACCUGGGUACAGAGGAACCACCUGCCAGCGCAUCUGUUCCCCGGGGUACUUCGGGCACCGCUGCAGUCAGGCGUGCCCGCAGUGUGUCCAUAGCAACGGGCCCUGUCACCACGUCAGCGGCCAGUGUGACUGUCUGCCGGGGUUCAAAGGAGCGCUCUGCAACGAGGUGUGCCCCAGCGGCAGGUUUGGUAAAGGCUGUGUGGGGGUGUGCACCUGCACCAAUAACGGCACCUGUAACCCCAUCGACGGGUCCUGCCAGUGCUACCCCGGCUGGAUCGGCAGCGACUGCUCCCAGCCCUGCCCCCCGGGUCAGUGGGGGCCCAACUGCCUCCACACCUGCAACUGCCACAACGGGGCCUUCUGCAGCGCGUAUGAUGGAGAGUGCAAGUGUACCCCGGGGUGGACCGGCCUGUACUGCACUCAGCGUUGUCCGCUGGGUUACCAUGGCAAGGACUGCUCUCUGGCCUGCCAGUGCCAGAACGGGGCGGACUGCGACCACAUCUCGGGCCAGUGCACCUGCAGGACCGGGUUCAUGGGCCGCCGCUGCGAGUACAAGUGUCCCUCGGGUUCCUAUGGUUACGGCUGCCGCCAGGUGUGUGACUGCCUGAACAACUCCACCUGCGAUCACAUGACCGGCACCUGCUACUGCAGCCCGGGAUGGAAGGGCGCCCGGUGUGACCAAGCCGGAGUGGUUGUCGUGGGAAACCUGAACAGCCUGACCAGCGCGGCCGUCCCGGUGAACUCGUACCAGAUCGGCGCCAUCGCGGGCAUCGUGGUCCUGGUGCUGCUCCUGCUCUUCCUCCUCCUCCUCUUCAUCGUCUACAGGAAGAAGCAGAAGGGCAAGGAGCCCGCCAUGCCCGCCGUCACCUACACCCCCGCCAUGCGCAGCAUCACCGGAGACUACGCCAUCGCAGAAACGCUCCCCCAGACGACCGACGGCCCCCCCAACAGCAACUACUUCUCCAACCCCAGCUACCACACCCUGACCCAGUGCGCCAGCCUGCCACACCCCAACAACAUCCCCUACGGCAAGGCGAAGAAUAACCAGCUGCAGGUGGGCGUGAGGAGUGGGGACGCGAGGCCCCGGGCCCCGAGGGACCACACCGGCACGCUGCCCGCCGACUGGAAGCAGGGCGGCUGCUUCAAUGAGCUGGGAGCGUUCGGCAUUGACAGGCGCUACAUGGGGAAGUCGCUCAGAGACCUGGUGAAGGGCGCUCCGUACUACGCCAGCUCCUGCUCACUGAACAGCUCGGAGAACCCGUACGCCACCAUAAAGGACCCGCCCCUCCUCGUCCCCAAGAACACCGAGUGCGGCUACGUGGAGAUGAAGUCCCCAGCACGGCGAGACUCCUACACCGAGAUACACAACGUCGCCCUCCCCGCCAACAAGAACGUCUACGAAGUCGAGCCACCGUUAACGUGGUCCACUCGCCCACCCAACAACAACAACAACAGCGCCCCCUUUGGCCGGCCGUAUGACCUCCCAAAGAACAGCCACAUCCCCUUCCACUACGACAUCCUGCCCGCAGCGGGAGAGCCCCUCCCCGUCCAGCGAAUGAGCUCGCAGAGACACACAGACCACGCCCCCUUGCACGAGCCUGACCAAUGGGCUUGCUGCGCUGCGAUCUGACCACUUGCUGCAUAUCUAUUCACCUUUUGUAUCAAUAGUUUUUUUUUUAUAACUUUUUAUUUUUUCCUAUCGCUAUAAUCAUUUUUAAUAUUGCUUUUCUGAGAAGAACUGCGUCUUCGUCACCUAAAUUCCCACUCUGAAGGUCUCGUUUACGAUGGAUUUAAGAGAAGAAAUCUGAUCAUUCACUGUGUUCAUACCUGUAGAGCAUGAGGAGUACUCUUUUGUACUUCAAGAUACAAUAAUUUCACAAUACAUUCAUUUCACGAUACAUUCAUUUCACGAUACAUUCAUUUCACAAUACAUUCAUUUCACAAUACAUUCAUUUCACAAUACAUUCAUUUCAAGAUACAUUCAUUUCACAAUACAUUCAUUUCACAAUACAACUUCAUAGACGGCACAUAAUCUUCUUCACAUAUUCAAGUCAUUCUACUCCUAGAACAUAUAUAUACACAUAUCACUUACUAGAGUACAAGCAAACCUCAAUUUAUUUUUGUAAGGAUUAAAUCAACAUAUACGGUCCUA